Messenger RNA from Pelodiscus sinensis (Chinese soft-shelled turtle), 1641 nucleotides. RefSeq names its product MANSC domain containing 1 (gene MANSC1). The record is from RefSeq and is a predicted model, not a curated record. Lineage: Eukaryota; Metazoa; Chordata; Testudines; Trionychidae.
GGGACAAGUAAGGCGGCGCCUCCAGGGCUCCGGGACCUGAUAUAGGAAAGCGCCUUCCUCUGACUGCUGCCGCCUGCCUGCGCAGCGCUGCCCUGCCCCGCGAGAUAUGCAUUCUUCUUAAAAUGACAUUAUCUUGAAAUUAAACACUAAGAAGUUCAUCAUUAUUCCGGACUGAAGAAGGCCCCUAAGUAAAAAUGCCCAUCAGCGUAACUUUGUGUUUUACUCGCAUAUUCCUAAUCAUGUGUUGUGUGAUACUUGGGCCAUCCCUAAGUCAUGAUUGUUCUCUAGAGAAGAUGGAAAAUGUCGUAAUCGAUAUGAAGCUCUCUCUCUCAAAAGGCAUCAAAGGAACUGAGCCAAUAUAUACACCAACUCAGGAAGCUUGUAUUAAUGUUUGCUGCUUAGAAAAAAACAUAUCGGGAGACAGGCCGUGUAACUUGAUGAUUUUUGAUGCUGGAAGGGUAAGCAAGCAUUCAAACUGCUACCUAUUUUACUGCCCUAGUAAGGAAGCUUGUCCAAUGAAACCGGCAAAAGGAUUUGUGAGCUACACGAUAAACAGAGGUGUACACAUUGUGGACUCGCAGCUUGCAGAUUACAACACAAAGGGAAACCCUCUUUCUUCACAAGCAGCUCACUUUGACCUUCCCAAUCAGGCAGGCCUGCGGAAUCAUACAGCUGCUUUGCAGCAAUCAGUUACGUCUCCGAUGUCUGAACGCAGGGAUUAUACAGAGGAACAUUUAGAUAAAAUUGAAUUACGCACACAGGUUCCCGAAGACCAAGAGAAAAAACACCCUGAGGCCUUAGAUACUUUCCUAAAACAUAAAAUAACCAGCCUAAUGCCUACAAGGACUGCUCAUACUUUUCAGCUUAGCACCUCCAGUCCACCGUUUACCACUCUGCCUACUACCACCAGUCCUGUAUUCAAAACCACAACCGCUAACACUCAGGUUCCUACCAGCACUGCCUUGACCACAACUGAUCACAUGAUCACACAUUCCAGAACCGCUACAGAAUCUGCAAGGCUGAGAACAUCUACCACCGCUAUCAAGCCAAUCGCCGCCUCUGCAGAUAGCACUAGCAGCAUCAGACUCUUUUCUUUGUCAGUUGUUGCUUUGCUCAGUAAGAAUUCCUCAGCUCCCUUUCAAACUAUGCAGCAGGAUAACAGGCAACGGGAUGCAGAAGGCUAUCUAUUAGAUGAUGUGCCAAAAACCAAGCCUGUCCCUCAGUCUGGUGACAAAAGUGGCCUCAUAGCAGCUCUACUUUUUGGAAUGGUGUUUUUGCUAUUAGUUAUUGCGCUAAUAGGCAGAAGAAUGUCCCAGUCUCUUCAGAGAAGACGUUAUACUAGGCUAGACUACUUGAUCAAUGGAAUGUAUGCUGACGUGUGAGGGGAGGGAAAGUAAAACAGUACAUUGAUAAGAAAUGCAGUCUUUGUUAGCAGCCGUAGCCUGAAACAGAAUUGCAGCACUCAAAUCCUUGAAGAGGGUGGGAAAGGGGUAGACAGCUGUUGAUGUGUUCCUCUUCUCCCCAAAAGAGUAUAUAUACUGAAUUGUGGAGUAACAUUCAUUUAAUUGCUAACUCCCAAAAUAAACAAACACUAAGCUUACCAGAGAACUUUAGAUUUAAAAUAAAAGAUCAAGAUCCUAA